Mycotypha africana is the source of this 1951-nucleotide messenger RNA. Its product is annotated as Oxoglutarate and iron-dependent oxygenase degradation C-term-domain-containing protein. Bases 84 to 1790 code for a protein of 568 amino acids. Gene Ontology annotation, cellular component: cytoplasm. The transcript has a single exon. Lineage: Eukaryota; Fungi; Mucoromycota; Mucoromycetes; Mucorales; Mycotyphaceae. Gene Ontology annotation, biological process: regulation of translational termination; peptidyl-proline hydroxylation. The record is from RefSeq and is a predicted model, not a curated record. Gene Ontology annotation, molecular function: iron ion binding; L-ascorbic acid binding; peptidyl-proline dioxygenase activity.
CUCUUUCAUUAUUAUUAAUCGUUUCAAGGUCCAAUUUUUUUUUUUUUUUGUUUAUCAAUUUACAGGAACAGGAUACAAUAAAUAUGGCACCUUCAACUGCAAAUAUCAGAGCACCACCUACCAAAGAAGAUCGUACAGAUGUUAAGCGUAUGAAGAAAGCGUCUUCUGAGGUUUCUGAUUUCAUUAAGUCCAAGUUUUAUCCUGGACUCUUUGAUCAAGAAAACCGUGACAGCAUCCGUAAAUACGUUGCUAGCUCCAAACCAUACCCUCACUGUAAAAUCGAUAAGCUUGUCAACGACGACCUUUUACGCCGUGUUCAAAAAGAAAUUUUUACUCACCUCAACUUCACCACCAAAGAAACCGAUAUCUAUAAGGUUAACCAAACCGGUGAUUUAGCUAACAUGGAUGGUUUAGGAGAGGAAGAACGCCAGAAGCUUGCUUCCCUCUUUGAACUUCGUAAUGCUAUUUACUCCAAAGAAUUCCGUGAAUUUGUGUCCGAGGUUACUGGUUGUGGUCCUUUAUCUCCCAGCAAAAUGGAUAUGAGUGUUAAUACUUACACUGCUGGUUGUCAUUUGCUCAAUCAUGAUGAUGUUAUUGGUACUCGUCGUGUUUCUUUCAUUCUGUACAUGCCUGGUGAUCCUGAUGAACAUUGGGACCCUGCCUUUGGUGGUGCUUUGGAAUUAUAUCCUACUAUUGAACCUGAUACACCUGCACCCGAACCCUCUGUGUCUGUUCCUCCUCAAUGGAACUCUUUUGCUAUGUUUACUGUCUUGCCUGGAUAUUCCUUCCAUUCCGUCGAAGAAGUUGUUGUUGAAAAUAAGCCUCGUUUAAGUAUUCAAGGUUGGUUCCACUUCCCUCAAGAAGGUGAAUUCGGUUACAAGAAGGAUGCUGAAAAGAUCAAGGGUUAUUCCACGCAAAAGCAAGUUGAAGAACCCAAGGAUGACGGUAAAGAUUUCGUCAACUAUACCAAUGAAUUGGACGAUACCGCUCUCUUAGGUUUGUCUGAAGAAGAUCUCAAAGAACUUGCCACAUGGAUCAACCCCGUAUACCUCAACGCUAAAUAUAUGAAGCAAAUUACUGAUAAGUUCGUGGACGAUUCAGCAGUUCAAAUGAAGGAAUUUUUAAAGGAAGAGUUAUACGCCAAGAUUAAAGCUGCUACCUACAAUGCUGAUAAAAAGGAUAAUUUCCUUAAGCCUGAAAUGCCUCCUCACGGUAGUGGUGUUCGUGGUGACUGGUAUGUUCAAGGUCCUCCUGUUUAUCAACGUUUCCUCACAUUGACUGAAGAUGUUAAGAGUGAUGAAGAAACCUCCGUGCUUUUCAAGGAUUUACGUGAUAAAUUCCAAAGUGAGUCUUUCCGCCGCUGGUUAGCUGUUUUGUCCCAAUUAUCGCCACGCGGUUAUAGAGGUGAUGCCCGUCGUUUCCGUCCUGGUCAUGAUUAUACCUUGGCCAAGAUUAAUCUUCGAGGCCAACCUAUUUUGGACGUUACCUUGUCUAUGGCUACCACUCCUGACGUUGAUGCUGCUGAAAAAUGGGAAUCCUGCGAAUACGGUGGUUACGAAUGUUACAUGGCUGCUCCUGAAGGUGGUGAAGAUCCUGCUACCUACCGUCAAACUGCCGAUGAAGAUGCUGCCUUGUUAACCUUAGGUGCUGGUGCCAAUGAGUUAUCCAUUGUUAUGAAGGACGAAGGUGUUUUGAGGUUUGUCAAGUAUGUCAGCGCUAGAGCUCCUGGCUCUCGUUGGGACGUGGCUUAUGAAUAUGAUUUGCCCAAUGAUAAGGAAGAAUCUGCUUAAUCUAUGCCUAUCCACAUCAAUAUCUUUUUCAUAUUGUACAUCCUUAUCUUUUCUGCAACAUAUAUUUUUUGUAUACAUACAUCAUUUUAUUCACAUUUAUACAUACUUCUUUUUUUUUUGCAUUUCCCAUAGUAGAAACAUAUAGUUGUUAAUAAAUCCCA